Anguilla rostrata (American eel) is the source of this 5478-nucleotide messenger RNA. Its product is annotated as disintegrin and metalloproteinase domain-containing protein 10-like. The record is from RefSeq and is a predicted model, not a curated record. Gene Ontology annotation, biological process: Notch signaling pathway; membrane protein ectodomain proteolysis. Gene Ontology annotation, cellular component: plasma membrane; synaptic membrane. Gene Ontology annotation, molecular function: metalloendopeptidase activity involved in amyloid precursor protein catabolic process. The transcript is spliced from 16 exons. Bases 121 to 2406 code for a protein of 761 amino acids. NCBI's taxonomy places the organism in Eukaryota, Metazoa, Chordata, Actinopteri, Anguilliformes, Anguillidae.
GAGACAAGCGGCGAAAGGCCGUGGAGUAGAGCGAGGGAGCUGCCAUAAACAGAGGGCGUCUGCGCCUUUAAGAGGUGGAAAUCGAAACAAUAAACCGUUCGUGGUGUCAAUGUUCUAACAAUGAAUUUAAUCGACAUGGUCUUGAUAAAACUCUUAUUUUUGUUUCACUGCAUACGAAACGCAGAUGGUGUAUACGGGAACCCUCUGACCAAGUACGUCCAGCACUAUGAGGGCCUGUCCUACGACACGGAUGCCCUCCACACCAAGCACCAGCGGGCCAAGAGAGCCCUCUCCCACGAGGACAAGUUCGUGCACCUCGACUUCCAGGCGCACGGAAGAUAUUUCAAUCUCCGCAUGAAGAGGGACACCACCCUGUUUUCACAGGAUUUCAAAGUGGAGAUGUCGGGAGAAGAAAUGCAUUACGACACCUCCCAUAUUUACACAGGAGAGCUCUUCGGCGAACAGGGCAGCCUGAGCCACGGCUCCAUCGUGGACGGCAAGUUCGAGGGCUUCAUCCAGACCCGGCAGGGCACCUUCUACGUGGAGCCCACCGAGAGGUACCUGAAGGACCGGGACGUCCCCUACCACUCCAUCAUAUACCACGAGAAGGACAUCGUCUAUCCCCAUAAGUACGGGCCGGAGGGGGGGUGCGCUGACCGCUCGGUGUUCGAGAGGAUGAAGAAGUACCAGGCCUCUGCGGUGGAGGAGCCCGCCAAGGAGACCAAUGAGGUGGUGGUGGAGGAGGAGGAGCCGUCCGACGGGCCGGUGCUUCUGAGGAAGCGGCGAGCGGCCCAGGUGGAGAAGAACACGUGCCAGCUCUUCAUCCAGACGGACCACCUCUUCUUCAAAUACUACGGGACCAGAGAGGCGGUCAUCGCACAGAUUUCCAGCCACGUGAAAGCCAUCGACUCCAUCUACCAGACCACAGACUUCCAGGGCAUCCGCAACAUCAGCUUCAUGGUGAAGAGGAUCCGGAUCAACACGACGAGCGACGAGAGGGACAAGUCUAACCCUUUCCGCUUCGCCAACAUCGGGGUGGAGAAGUUCCUGGAGCUGAACUCGGAGCAGAACCACGACGACUACUGCCUGGCCUACGUCUUCACAGACAGGGACUUCGAUGACGGCGUGCUGGGGCUGGCCUGGGUGGGGGCCGCUGCAGGAAGCUCCGGGGGGAUCUGCGAGAAGAGCAAGCUGUACUCGGACGGGAAGAAGAAGUCCCUCAACACCGGCAUCAUCACCGUGCAGAACUACGCCUCCCACGUGCCCCCCAAAGUCUCCCACAUCACCUUCGCCCACGAGGUCGGCCACAACUUCGGCUCUCCGCACGACUCGGGGACAGAGUGCACCCCAGGGGAGUCCAAAAGCCAGGACCUGAAGGAGAGGGGGAACUACAUCAUGUACGCCAGGGCCACGUCCGGAGACAAGCUCAACAACAACAGGUUCUCCAUCUGCAGCGUGCGCAACAUCACCCAGGUGCUGGAUAAGAAGAGGGGGAGCUGCUUCGUGGAGUCCGGUCAGCCCAUCUGUGGUAACGGCUUGGUGGAGGACGGGGAGCAGUGUGACUGCGGCUACAGUGACCAGUGCAGGGACCAGUGCUGCUUCGACGCCAACCAGGCAGACGGCAACAAGUGCAAGCUCAGGCCCAACAAACUGUGCAGCCCCAGCCAGGGCCCCUGCUGUACCAGGGACUGCGGCUUCAAGACCCGGAACGAGAAGUGCCGGGAGGAGUCGGAGUGCGCCCACCAGGGCAUGUGCAACGGAGCCCAACCCCAUUGCCCCUCCUCCGAGCCCAAAGCCAACUUCACAGCCUGCCACGGAGAGACGCAAGUCUGCCUCAAUGGGGGCUGCUCUGGCUCCAUCUGUGAGAAGUAUGGUUUGGAGGUGUGCACCUGCGCCAGCUUGGAUGGCAAGGAUGAAACCGAGCUGUGCCACGUGUGCUGCAUGGAGAGGAUGAAGCCCAACACCUGCAGCAGCACAGGCUCGGAGAAGUGGGCACAGUUCUUCAACAAGAAAGUCACCACCCUGCAGCCCGGGUCCCCCUGCAACGACUUUAAGGGCUACUGCGACGUGUUCAUGAAGUGCCGUCUGGUGGACGCCGACGGGCCCCUGGCCAGGCUGAAGAAGGCCAUCUUCAACCCCGAGCUCUACGAGAACAUCGCAGAGUGGAUAGUGGCUCACUGGUGGGCAGUGCUGUUGAUGGGCAUCGCCCUCAUCAUGUUGAUGGCCGGCUUCAUUAAGAUCUGCAGCGUCCACACCCCCAGCAGCAACCCCAAACUGCCUCCACCCAAACCCCUGCCUGGCACCCUGAAGAGGAGGAGACCCCAGCACACCAACCCCCAGCCGCAGCCCCAGCGCCACCACCGCCAGCCCAGAGAGAACUAUCAGAUGGGCCAGAUGAGACGCUGAGGCCGGACUCUCUUUGCCUUGGUUCUUCCUAGUGCCUACAGUGGGAAAACUUCACUCCAAAGAAUUACCUGUAUCAGUCGUUGCCCAAAUCCCCAAACCCCCAACCCCCCAACCCCCCCACCCACCACCGAACGCCAAACCCACCGGCCGUCUCGAACGAACCGCGGCCGAAUUUAACCGGAGAAGGUGAGCAGAGAAAAGACAGAACGGAGCGGGCGGACGUCGCUGUUCUGAGACGGCAGCGGAGCCCGUGUCCGUCUCCCUUUCUCAGCGUCUCUCAGAGGAGCAGCCAGAGAAUCCCGGCGGCCAUUUUAAUGCAGUCUCAGCUUCUUCUCCCAAAACUUCCCUACUUUUUUCCCCUUAAUUCUGGAAAUGUCCAGUCUGCAGUGGUGUCCUCGUGGGACCUUUUUUUUCUUUUUACCCCCCUCCCCUCUAAACCCCCCCUCCCCCCACUUUAAAAGGGACGACGCUCUCCUGAUUGUAACAUCGUGACUCGCAGGUGACAGGGGGUUUUUGCUGCUGAGUAGGGCCAGGAAGAGAGACCACCUCCAAGUGGAAGAGACUUCACAUUGCCAAUGUAAUUAACAUUGUUUAAAAACGAAAAAAAGCGCUGGCUUUUUAUUUCUAAUGCAUACGCGUACUUUCUGCGUGCAAUUGUACAGAUAUCGCAAUAUAGUUUUUUUUUCAUUGUAUCAUAAAAGAAAAUGGAUCCUUUUUUUUUUUCUUCUUUUUUUUCCUGCUGUUUGAUGAAGAUGACUUACUGUUUUAAUUGACACUCUCAGGAUUUAAAAAAAAUAAAAAUAAAAAUACAAAAACAAAGGAAGGGCCUGGAAGUGAGGGAGGGGCUGAGAAUGUUCCGGGUGCUUUUUAUAGCAGCUGCGAGUAAGGAUGGCUUACCCUGUGGUGUUAACCAGCUGGCUUUCACAUGGCAUGCGCACAUGUAACAGCUGUGAAAGUGUAAACUGCGUUGGCUGUUAAAAUAACAGGGCAUGCAAAUAGAUCGAUGUUGGCUCAUGUACAGGGGCUGCUGGGUAACGGGAGGGAGGGAGAGAGGGAGGGGCGGAAGGAGGGAGGGAUGAUGGGAUGUAUAGAUGAUUGAGGCAUAGGUCCUUGGUGACAUUUUAAGAAAUAAACCUGAAAGAUUGUCGAGACCCUAGAUGUGGUAGUUUGAUAUUGUUUGCAAAGAGUACUGAGAAGCUUCUCUUCGACUUUGCGGUUUGCUGGUGAGAGCAUGUAGGAACAUAGGGAUAGGUGCGAUUUUUGUUUUUUUACUUCAGACUGCAUAUACUCAUUUUCUCAACUGAUAUUUAAUUGCUCCCCACCCCACCCAACACCUCACCAUACCUUUGUUACUCAACAACAAAAAACCACUAAUCACAGCAGAUGAUGUGUCUGUUGAUCAAUCCCACUGUGAUGAAGGGAUGAGAGAGGGAAGAAAGAGAAUGGGAAGCCUUGUGUCCAGCAGAGGGGGUGCUCGCGUUGCACUUUCAAACGGUUUCAGCUCGUGAGGCUGCAUCAUAUCCACCCAAUCACACGAUCCUGACUGGACACAUGUGACUGGAGGACUAGAGAUUUAGGGGGGUGGGGAUUGACCAAAAGAGGUAUUGCAAAAGAAAAUGAGGCAACUGCCGAUAGUCCUGUUCAUAGACAGACUGACCAUCUCCUCUCACAGGGUAGUAUCUUGUAGAGUGGAAACAUGACCAUGCACCCACUGAAAGCGUUGUAUGCUACAGUGAGUGGAAUGCAGUUUUUAAGGACCAGCUACGCUGAAUUUAAAAGCAUUCUUAAAAAAAUGUAAAAAAUUCCAGCGUUGAAAUUCAGCGUAGUGUAAUGCAUAGUGGAGUACUUUACAAGAUGAUAAUUUCCAGACAAUGUUGUUUUACUGACUGAACCUCACUUAAAAUCAGUUGCUUUUUAUGAUUGCGUUUCUCUUUCUCUUGUUUUUGUCGAUGCAGAUAUUUUGUAUAUAUAGGAGAUGUUAUUGAUGGAAUGUAGAGUUGCUACCUGUGUUUUAACUGCAGUGAGAAGGGAGAGUCCCUCAGUGGGUGUGGCUUAGAUGCAUGUAGUGUUAGGUUUGAGACGGAACAAGGCAGCCAGUCAAAGUCCAGACCUUUCACCCUCCCACUCCCAGUCUCCCUAGUGACCUGUAGCUCUUUCCACUCAUCCCAGAUAGGCAAUUAGUGGAUUUUAGGUAGAAAAUGUGGGUGAAACCAGAGGGCUUUCUCCCCCGAAACUAAGCAGCGGUGUUCUGCUCGCGAUUGAAGAUGUGAACUACGUGCCUGAAUGGAGAGGGGAGAGAGAUACUGCCCAGAAUAUUCCCACCCCCCCACAAAUUGACCAUAUGCCUGCUCUGACCCAACAAAGAGUCAAAGGGAAAACCAGUCCUAGCGGGUGACAAAUAUCCACAAUGAUGUAUCAAUUUCUGAUUGGCAUGGUCUCAGGAGCUUUGGGUCAAAGUACGAAAUAGCUGCUCUGUCCCCCCCCCCCAAGUAAAAACACGCAAGGACCUGUGACUUAAGAGCUCAAACGGCUCCACAGACAGUUGAACUUUACUUCUGUUACUGCAAGACCCAGCUUGACCAAGAGGCAACCGGAGGAACCCUUCUCUUCUCCACAUUUUUCAGCCAUUUUGAAUUUUUAUUGCGUUCUGUUCCUUUGAUGCUCUACGACGUUACGCUCGUUUUAAUACUGGGUUCAGUGCUUCUGAAUCCUCAGGGAGUUCACCUGGAGGGGACACUUUGAAGGCAUACUAAAGCCAUGCAACUCCACAGGGCACUACCACCUGCAUGGUUUCCUCAUAUCCCUGUACGGUAGUACAUGGAGAGUUUGCUUUACUUUUGGAGAUAACAGCUGUUUUUAUACAUGUGUAAUGUCCGUUUUUUUUUUUUUUUUGUAUUUGAAUUCCAGAGAAUAAUCGUUUCAAAGGCAAGUUCAGUUUACCAAAUUAAAAAUUCAAACAGAAUGAAAAAUGUAUAAACUAAAAUCUCCUUUGGUUCUAAUUCUGUAUUUCUGUUCUGUAUUGUGCUGGUUGGAAUGGGGUUCGUGCUGGAUAAUAAAGUAAUGUUUUCAUCA